Messenger RNA from Papaver somniferum (opium poppy), 1596 nucleotides. RefSeq names its product GDSL esterase/lipase 7-like. NCBI's taxonomy places the organism in Eukaryota, Viridiplantae, Streptophyta, Magnoliopsida, Ranunculales, Papaveraceae. The coding region runs from base 860 to 1384 and encodes 174 amino acids. Gene Ontology annotation, molecular function: hydrolase activity, acting on ester bonds. The record is from RefSeq and is a predicted model, not a curated record. The transcript has 3 exons.
UCUCUCUCUCUCUCUCUCUAUCUCUCUCUCUGUUCUCUCAAUUCUUUAUUUUGAUUCUUCUUGUAAAUCUUGGAAAGAUUGCAAGAAUGGUGUGUAACGAUAUCUAUAUCGGUUCUUUAAUUUACUCGCUGAAAUUGAAAACCCUUUUUUAAGUCUUAUCUUGAUUCUUCUUGGAAACCUUGAAAUAAUUUCAAGAAAUGUUGUCUAACGAAAUAUUAAUUGGUGAUAAAAUGUGGUUCUUGACUGAAAAAUGAAAACCCUAUCUAAACCCAGUUUUUGAUGCAAGAAACCCUUCAGAAUUUAGAUCACUUUUUUAAUCUGAAUACCCAUUUCUCUAGACACCCAUAAAAUUCUUUUACCUUUGAUUAUUGUUUGUGUUCUUCAUCUAUUUUUUGUAUCUGUAUGUACUCACUCCUUUGGUCAUCACUUGAUUUCUCAAUCCCAAGAUGAUGAGAAGUUAGUUUGACAAAAUGCAUAACAUCGGCCAAAUCAAGAGUGUGCUGAACAAUUUUGUUUUUGUUUCUUGUGCAGCUGAGAAGAUGGGUUUGCUGAGAUUCCAGCAUUUCAUGCUGAUAAUGGAACUAUUGAAGGACUAGAAAAUGGUAUAAACUUUGGGUCAACACAAGGGACAAUCUUGAGCUCACGCAGGCUAGGCUUCCAGGGAUUGAACCAACAGCUAUGCCAGGCAUAUGAGACACUUCAGUUGUUGCAGCUGCAGCUGGGACAGGAAGUUAUAGAGUCAUCCGUGUUCUAUCUUUCUUUGGGCAAAGACGACUACAUUAAUUUCUUACACCCAGAUUCUUCUGGUGCUAGGCACAGAUUCAGUAAAGAAGUGUUCACACAGAUUCUAGUCAACCAGAUGAUCCGGGUUGUCAAGGACCUUUACAAUGCAAAUGUGAAGAAGAUUAUAUGCAUGGGAAUUGGUCCUCUUGGAUGUGUAUGGGAGUCCUCUCGUGAUAAUGAUAGUCAUCAUCCUAGUCACACAUCAUCAAAUUCUGGCGCUGGCGGUGGUUGGCAAGACUGUAUGGAAGAUGUCAAUGACCUUGUUCUAGAAUACAAUGCAUUGUUGUCAGAGCGGCUUCUGGACCUAAAUUUUGAGUUUCCUGAUGCUCAGAUAAUCUUCUGCGACGUGUACCAAGCUAUGAUGGAUAUCAUUUCAUUCCCUAGACGCUACGGAUUCGAGAAUGUAAAUAGGUCGUGUUGUGGAAGUGGUAGAUAUGGUGGUAUGGUAGGGUGCCAAGCUAUUGAGAUGGCCUGCGACGAGCCAUUGACCCAUGUCUGGUGGGACUUCAACAACCCUACACAAGCUGUGCACUCAUUGCUUGCUGAGUCGGCUUGGAGCUGCAAGCCAUUGGAUAUUUGCAGACCAAUCAGCAUUGAAUGACUCUCAUUGUACUCAGUGUAAAAACUACUUCAUUGUACUUUCUACAAGGGGUGAACCAUUGAAUUUUACUAGGCCUCACGUUUCUCUAGUGGUUCAGGGUUCCUGAACCUGAGUUACUUUUCUUUUUCAUUUACAUUCUUUUUGUUGGCAAUUAUUGUCCUGUAAAGUUGAUCACUGUAAAUCCAAAUGUGAUAUAAAAUAGAAAUUUUGCA